AUGGAAUUUGUUAAUCCUCUCCCGUUUUUAAAAGAGAAGACCAUUUUAAUCAUUGGUGCCACUAGCUUUCUAGGAAAAGUUUUCGUGGAGAAGAUCAUGAGGACUCAACCAAAUGUGAAAAAAUUGUAUCUUCUUGUGAGAUCAACCGAUGCAAAGUCUAUAAUGAAACGAAUUAUUGUUGAGGUUGAGAAGGAUUUGUUUAAUGUGCUGAGGGAUAAACUCGGUGCCAAUUUCAAGUUCUUUAUAUCGAAAAAGGUGGUAGCAGUAGCCAUAGAUGUUUUUGAAGUAAACUUGGGAGUAAAAGAUUCUAAACUAAUGGAGGAAAUGUACAAGGAAAUAGACUUGAUAGUAAAUUUUGCUGCAACAACGGACUUUGAUGAAAGAUAUGACUUCGCUUUCAAUGUCAAUACAAUGGGUGCUCUCAACAUUAUGAGUUUUGCAAAGAACUGUAUUAAAAUAAAUAUGGUUCUCCACGUAUCAACCGAGACAACUACAGAUUCUGGAAAAUCGCAGAUCUUGUUUGCUGUUAGUUCGCAGGAUUUAGAGGAGCAUCUCACCGGAUUAGUUUCUUGUCUAGCUCCAUUCAUCAAAGUUCAAGUCGAGAGUCCUGAUGGAGCAACUGAAAAGAAACCCAAUCCAGCUCAUAGUUAUUUGAAAAAAGUCGACAAGUUACUUGGAUUUGUUGAAAUCUUAUCUGCUAGUGGAAUUGUAGUUACAGAUGAGGAGUUGCUAAAUUACAUUCUUGACGGGUUAAACUCUGAAUAUGAUGCUGCUGUAGUCCAUAUUACUACAAGGUUGGAGUCUAAGUUAGAUCCCCUUUCUGUACAAGAAGCACAAAUAAUUCUGCAGAAAUUUGAACUAAGGUUAGAAAAAGCCAAUUUAGCGUUAAACACGGUUAUAGGUACUGAAUUUCAUGGUGGAUCUAUACAUCUAGCUAAUGUCACCACUGAUGAGUCCAACAAAAAAUUCCACAAUGUGUAG
This is a messenger RNA of Pistacia vera, 981 nucleotides long. RefSeq names its product alcohol-forming fatty acyl-CoA reductase-like. Gene Ontology annotation, molecular function: alcohol-forming very long-chain fatty acyl-CoA reductase (NADP+) activity. The coding region runs from base 1 to 981 and encodes 326 amino acids. The transcript is spliced from 6 exons. The record is from RefSeq and is a predicted model, not a curated record. Gene Ontology annotation, cellular component: intracellular membrane-bounded organelle. NCBI's taxonomy places the organism in Eukaryota, Viridiplantae, Streptophyta, Magnoliopsida, Sapindales, Anacardiaceae. Gene Ontology annotation, biological process: long-chain fatty-acyl-CoA metabolic process; suberin biosynthetic process.